UACAUGUGAUUGUGUAAAACGCUCCAAUGCAGCCUUAAAUAAUCUACCAAGGGCUAGUUGCGCGUCCGUGAAUGGUACUGGAUAAAAUCGUGAGAAGCAAGUUGUGCACUGUAUACAUUUGUUUGAAAUUAGUGAAAAGAAAGUUCAGCAAAUAAAAGUACGUUGGCUGCUAAGACGAAUUCUCUUUUGUCGAUCUUGGGAACAAGUUUGCUUUUGGGAAAACAGUUCUGUCUGGAUUUAAAAGUACCCGUUGCUGACAAAUUGGAUUAGUGAACGAACUCCCCUCUGCUCAGCGACGCAGAAGGAUUGCAUUUGAUUUUGAGGGGUUACGGUAAAAACGGGACGGGAUAUAUCACAGUCCGUCCUCUUCUAAUAUAAGGGCUUCACUUCUCCUCAUGGAGUUCCCGCAGUAGCCAUUUCUCCCUCCCGGGCUGACGGUCUGGAAUGUCACAGCAAAAGCGCUGAUCGUCUGGAUUGUACAGCGGCCCUCUUGCCGUGCCUCCCGAGUGCUGGAUUUACGAGCCCCCCCGCCUGCCUCCGAGGAUCAAUUCAGAGCAGGUUGUGCUGAUCGGGGUGUUGAUCCGCUUUGCUGGAUGGCAGAGGGGUGAAAUGCCUCUUUAACACAGAGUUUGAAGCAAAUGAAUGUUUGCGAUGCCACCGGGGAUGGUCCCAUCGCGCGCCCUCGCUGCCGUCACGCUGCUGUCUCUCCUGGGGGGCGGCGGCCACGCCCUGGCUGCUGGAGGAUACCCCGCCUUUUCCCGCGCCGACAGCCGCUUCGAGCACCUGGCCCUGCACCCCGACCCGGCAGUGGGCCGGGUCUACAUCGGCGCCCAGGACCGCCUCUUCCAGCUGGACGAGCGGCUGCAGCUGGAGCUCGCUGAGGAGACGGGGCCCGUGACCGACAGCAAAGAGUGCCUGCCCCCCAUCACGGAGACCAACUGCCCCCAGGCGCGGCGCACCAGCAACCACAACAAGCUGCUGCUGGUGGACCCCUACUCCCUGGAGCUCAUCAGCUGCGGCAGCGUCAACCAGGGCAUCUGCCAGAAGCGCAGCCUGGACCGGGUGAGCCGCGUGCUGUUCUCCACCGACCGCCCGGUCGACACCCAGUACGUGGCGGCCAACGACCCCAACGUCACCACCGUGGGGCUGGUGGUGCGGUCGCGCGGCAAGCAGCCCGUGCUGUUCGUGGGCCGCGGCUACACCAGCAGCCACCCGCCCAUCUCCACCCGCAACCUGGCCUCCGAGCCCGUCUUCUCCUACGAGGAGACGGCCAAGCUGGCGGUGGCGGGACGGCUGUCGGAGUACGACCACCAUUUUGUCACCGCCUUCUCCCUCCGCGCCCAUGUCUACUUCCUUUUCUACCGCCGCGACCUCAAGUCCCAGUCGCGGGAGUACAAGACCUACAUAUCGCGCGUCUGCCUGGACGACACGGCCUACUACUCCUACGUGGAGGUGCCCCUGGCCUGCCGCUCGGCCACGGGGAAGACCUACAACCUCCUGCAGGCGGUGCAGGUGGGGCUGGGUGGCGGCGCGGGCCAGAAGGAGGUGCUGCUGGGGGUUUUCUCUACACGCCUGGCCUCCUCCAGCAAGCCCAGCGAGGACUCUGCGCUCUGCAUGUUCGCCCUGGAGGAGCUGGACCAGCGGAUCAACUCCACGCGCGACCUCUGCUACACGCGGGAGGGGAAGGCCGAGGGGGGCGGGGAGGCGGCCUACAUCGAGUACGAGGUCAAGUCCAACUGCGCCAACCUGCCCUCGAACACCCUCGAGGCCUACCCCUGCGGUUCGGACCACACCCCCAGCCCGAUGGCCAGCCGCGUGCCCGUGGAGGUGGAGUCCAUUUUGGACAGCCCGUCCUCGCGUCUCACCGCCGUGGCCGUCAGCGUGAGGGAGGGCCACACCAUCGCCUUCCUGGGGGACUCCAGAGGAAACCUGCACAAGGUCUUCCUCGGUCCCAAUGGUGAGGUGGAGGAGUACGACAUCAUCUCCAUCCAACCCAACGUCCCCAUCAGCAGCGACCUUCUCCUGGACCAGAACAAGGAGCACCUCUUCAUCAUGACCAGCACUAUGCUGGAGAAGAGGCCCGUGGCUGAGUGCUACAAACAUCUGGACUGCCAGUCCUGUCUCUCUGCUCAUGACCCGUACUGUGGCUGGUGUGUCCUCGAUGGACAGUGUGGUCAGCGUUCUGAAUGCCGUCGUGGAGGGCAGCCAGGCCAGUGGCUGUGGAGUUUUGACCUGGAGCAACAGUGCCUCACUGUCCAAUCCUUGGUCCCAUCCAAUAUUAGCAGAGAGGAGAAGAGAAGUAUCUCCCUUUCGGUGGAGGGGCUGCCCAGCCUGGAGGAGCACGAGACCUACUCCUGCUUUUUCCAUGACGACGAGAGCCCGGCCUCUGUCACCAAGGCUGGCGUCACGUGCUUCUCCCCGGACGCUGAUAAGGUGCCGGCCAUCCGGCCAGGAGACGACUCGGUCACGGUCACCCUGUCCCUCCGCCUCCUGAACGUCACGGUCGCCGCCAGGGAGUUCACCUUCUACGACUGCGCCGCGGUCAAGCAGCUCUCCAGGAACACGCCGUGCCAGGGCUGUGUGACCAGCCACUGGGGCUGUAACUGGUGCAUCCACCAGCACUCGUGUACCCACAAGCCCACCUGCGAGGAGGGCGUGAUCAUUUACAACGAGCACUUCAAACUUCCUACCUCAGCACCGCCAACAACCGGAGCAUUUAAGCUCACAUCAACUGCCCCAACUACAACUCUUGCCCCCACCACAAUCCCACCUACCGCUGCACCCACCACCACCACACCACCAACAACAACAACAACAACAGCAACCACCACCACAACAAUAGCCACAACAACAUCUACCACCACCCCACCUACCACCGAGGCCCCCACCACUGAAGUGACCACAGAGGAGCCGGUGACGACCACUCUACCUCCCACCACCACGACCACCAGCACCACCCCAGAGCCCACAAACAUGCCCACCACCCCUCCCCCCACCACCACGCCUGCCCCUCCACCUCCCACGGCAGCCAUAAGGUCCACUGCUCUGCCCACGGAAGCGACCAGCCUCUCAGAAGAAGGAACCACCCUGGAGGAGUCCCCGGUCACUGGAGGUGACGAAGCCCUGCUCACCAGCUCUCAAACAGGGGAAGGCGUGGAGGCGGAGCUGCCUGUCACUCCCGGCGCUGUCACACCCACCUUCCCGGCUCCGCCCCCUGCAUACCCCGUCAUGGAAACCGUCACGGCCCCUCCCACCGAGAGCCCUCAACCAAUGGAAGACGCCCAAUCCAUGGCUGAGCCGCCCAGCGUCGACCAGCCCUCCCCCGCAAUCCCGCCUCCGACCGACGAUACCCCUUUCCCGCUGGGGGCCCCGGCGGACUCGGAGGAGGCGUUGGCCCCGCUCCAGACGGAAGCGCCUCCGCCCCCGGCCCUCACAGUGCCCCCAGCGGGGGAAGGCGACAGCGAGUCAGUCCUCUGGCCCGAGGAGGAGGUGGAGGCCUUGGAGGCCUUGGAGGCCGCGGCAGAGAACGACACCUCCUCCUUCUCUGCGGCCGCGGUGCUCUCUGGAGACGGAGACGCCGAACAGGCCCACCCCUCCUACCCCCAGCUGCGCGACUCCGAGCCCGACUCCGAGCUCGACUACCAGUACGACUCCUCCGACUUUUACCUGCCGGGGGAUGAGGGCUCCUUGGUGAGCUGGGGAGCGUCGGCCUGCCCGUGUGUGGACACGGUCCAGGGCUCGUCCCUCCUGCCCGUCAGAGCCGAGAGGAGGAUCACGCUGGUGGGCCGCAACCUCCACCUGUUCCAGGAUAAGGAUCUGGACUACGAGUGCGUGUUGGUGAUCGAGGGUCAUACGGUCGUGGUGGACUCGUACGUGGAAAUGGACCAAACGGACCCCUCCAUUUUCUACAUCACCUGCCAAUCGCACCAGUACUCCUAUUCAGCUCCCCAGGAAGAGUAUAACGCCAUGGUCUAUGUGAAGAGGAGAAACACCUUCCAUGUUGACAGCGGCCAGGACUUGCACGUGACCCUGUACAACUGCUCGGUGGGCCGGUCGGACUGCAGCCGCUGCCACACGGCGAAGCAGGAGCACAGUUGUGUGUGGUGUGGAGGCGUCCGCUCCUCCUGUCUCUACAGGGACUCCUGCACAGAGAGGAUUGAGCAGACCUGCCCCGCGCCCGUCAUACACCUCAUCGAGCCUCUGUCUGGCCUGGUUGAGGGGGGCACUCUCAUCACCAUCUCUGGGUCCAACCUGGGGCAGAAGGCCCAGGACAUCCAGCACUCUGUCACCGUGGCAGGGGUCCCCUGCACUGUUCUCCUCGAGGUCUACGAGGUCUCGUCCAGAAUCGUGUGCGAAACCGGGCCCAGCGGGGCGGUGAAGGACGGUCAGGUUUCAGUGGAAGUGAGCGGUGGGGAGUAUGGCGCUUCGGGCCAGAAGUUCAGCUACCAGGAUCCCAUUGUGACCCAGGUGUCCCCUCAGAGGGGCCCAAAAGCCGGGGGCACCUCUCUGACCAUCACCGGGCAGAGCCUGCUCACCGGGAGACCCAGCGAGGUCAGCGUGGUGGUCGGAACCGUCCCCUGCCUCAUCUCCUCUGAAAUCCAGGAGGGCAGCAUCGAGUGCGUGACUGGCGCCAGCAACAUGACGGGGGAACACAGAGUGACAGUGCGGUACGGUAGCAACCAGCGCCACCUGUGGGAAGCAACCUACCACUACACCCCAGACCCCAACAUCACACUGGCAGCACCGGCAAAGAGCUUCCUCAGUGGUGGGCGCAUGAUCCACGUGUCCGGCCAUAACCUGGACGUAGUGCAGGAGCCUCAAAUCCAGGUGACCGUGUCCCCGUUCGAGCGCACUCCGAGCAGGAGGAGGAGGAGUAUCAGCAGUCGCGAGGCAGGGCCAGGGGCAGGGGACAGGCUGCUAUGGAGACGUCGUCGAAUUGUUCCAGAACCAGACUGUCCGGAAGGGGCCCUGUGCUCCGUCAAACAGUUCGUGGAGCGCUGCGAGGUGAACACCUCCUCGCUGAUCCUGUGCAGGACGCCGGGGGUGGAGGCGCACGCACGCCACGCCCAGGUGCGGGUGGAGUUCCUGCUGGACAACCUGCGCUUCGACUUCGACUCGGUCAGCCGAAGCCCCUUCAGCUACGAGCUCAACCCCAUCCUGCACCCCCUCAACCAGCACGACCCCAGCAAGCCCUACCGCUACAAGCCCGGGAGCAUCAUCUCUGUGGAGGGGGAGAACCUGGACCUGGCCAUCUUUAAGGAGGAGGUGGUGGCUCUGAUUGGGGAGGGGUUGUGCUCGGUGAAGACUCUCACCAGGAACCACCUUUACUGUGAACCCCCACCCCAGCAGCCCUCCCCCGGGCCCGGGAGGAAACGAGAGGGCGCCGACUCCCUCCCAGAAUUCACCGUCCAGAUGGGCAACCUGAACUUCUCGCUGGGCAAGGUGCAGUAUGACACCCUGAGCCAGUCCACCUUCCCUCUGGAGGCCCAGAUCGGCGUUGGGGUGGGGGCGUCCAUUGUGGCCCUGAUCGUGCUCAUAAUCGUGCUCAUAUACAGGAGGAAGAGCAAGCAGGCCCUGAGGGACUACAAGAAGGUUCAGAUUCAGCUGGAGAACCUGGAGACCAGCGUAAGAGACCGCUGCAAAAAGGAGUUCACCGACCUGAUGACGGAGAUGAUGGACAUGUCCAGCGACCUGGUGGGCUCCGGCAUCCCCUUCCUGGACUACCGCAUGUACGCCGAGCGCAUCUUCUUCCCCGGCCACCGGGAGUCGCCGCUGCGCCGGGACCUGGACGUGCAGGAGUGCCGGAGGCAGACGGUGGAGCAGGGCCUGGUGCAGCUGUCCAACCUGCUCAACAGCAAGCUCUUCCUCACCAAGUUCAUCCACACCCUGGAGAGCCAGCGGACCUUCUCCCCCAGGGACCGGGCGUACGUGGCCUCUCUGCUCACCGUGGCCCUGCACGGCAAGCUGGAGUACUUCACCGACAUCCUCAAGACCCUGCUCAACGACCUGGUGGAGCAGUACGUCGCCAAGAACCCCAAACUCAUGCUCCGCAGAACUGAGACGGUGGUGGAGAAACUCCUGACCAACUGGAUGUCCAUCUGCCUGUACGCCUUCCUCCGGGACUCUGCGGGGGAGUCCCUGUACAUGCUGUUUCGCGCCAUAAAGCACCAGGUGGACAAAGGCCCCGUGGACGCGGUGACGGGGAAGGCCAAGUACACGCUGAACGACAACCGCCUGCUCCGAGAGGACGUGGAGUACCGCACGCUGACGCUGAAUGUGCUGUUCCAGGGCGGGGGGGGGAACGAGGCCCAGCCUGUCCCGGCCAAGGUGCUGGACUGCGACACCAUCACGCAGGUGAAGGAGAAGAUCCUGGACCAGAUGUACAAGGGCACGUCCUUCUCUCACCGCCCACACACGGACUCCCUCGACUUGGAGUGGCGGUCGGGCGUGGCAGGUCACCUGAUCCUGUCAGAUGAGGACUUGACGUCUGUGGUGCAGGGCACGUGGAAGCGACUCAACACUAUGCAGCACUACAAGGUUCCUGAUGGGGCGACGGUGGCACUGGUGCCACGGCACAGUAAACACAUCCACCAUGACACCCACGAUUAUGUGGCAGGAGAGAAGACGCCCAUGCUGGAGGACGCAGACGAGGGCGGGGUGAGGCUGUGGCACCUGGUGAAGGCCAGCGAGGAGCCAGAGCUGCCCAAACACCGGCGGGGCAGUCUGAGAGAACGGGAGAGAGCCAAGGCCAUCCCCGAAAUCUACCUCACGCGCCUGCUCUCCAUGAAGGGUACGCUGCAGAAGUUUGUAGACGACCUGUUCCAGGUGAUCCUCAGCACUAGCCGGCCGGUCCCUCUCGCCGUGAAAUACUUCUUCGAUCUCCUGGAUGACCAGGCAGCGCACCACGGAAUCUCAGACAGUGAGACCAUCCACAUCUGGAAAACCAACAGUCUGCCCCUGAGGUUCUGGAUCAACAUCGUGAAGAACCCGCAGUUCAUCUUCGACGUCCAGGCUUCGGACAACGUGGACGCCGUCCUGUCUGUCAUCGCCCAGACCUUCAUGGACUCCUGCACCAUCGCCGAACACAAGCUGGGGAGGGACUCCCCCAUCAACAAGCUGCUCUACGCCCGAGACAUUCCUCGCUACAAGCAGAUGGUGGAAAGGUACUAUGCUGAUAUCAGACAGACCAUUUCUGCCAGUGACCAGGAGAUGAACUCAGCCCUUGCAGAGCUGUCCAGGAAUUACUCAGGAGAACUGAAUUACCUUGUGGCCCUGCAUGAGUUGUACAAAUACAUCAACAAAUACUAUGACCAGAUCAUCACUGCCCUGGAGGAGGACUGCACCGCUCAGAAGAUGCAGCUGGGGUACCGGCUCCAGCAGGUCGCCGCUGCCGUGGAGAACAAAGUCACCGACCUAUGACAGCGCGAAACCGGAGCGGGGCGGGGCCGGAGGGACGGAGGGAGGGAGGGAGAAGCGGGAAGGAAAGUCAGGGCGUCCACUCCUCAAACCGCAGGAGGGGAAAGGUGCGUUCUGGGGGCACAGGGGCCCGGGGCCUCUUCACAGCUCAUCAGACCACAGGAGGGGGGCGAGGUGCGUUCUGGGGGCACAGGGGCCCGGGGCCUCUCUACAGCUCGUCAGACCACAGGAGAGGUGCAUUCUGGGGGCACAGGGGCCCAGGGCCUCUCCACAGCCUGCCUUUUCACCAGUGGGAUAUUUCUACCAUCCAGUUUUUCUUUACUGUCUCUCCGCUUGUAUGUCUGUGUUAGAUCAAUUAGAUGUGUAUCCGCAUACAUUAUUGAGCUGUACUAAGAAAACUGCAGGAGACUCUGGCAAUGCCGCUUCAUUCUCAUCAGUGCGCAAGCUCAAACUGAGGCGUGUUGCGCAGGCUGUGGAUGUCUGCGCUGAGGCGGGUGGAGACUGAACAGGAUAAACGGGGAACUCAUCACCUGCUUACCAGACGCCCACUGCAUGAAUUCACCCCCAUGAAGCAGGUUUUCCAUGCAACAGAUUGGGAAAGUCGCGAAGAUGAAACUAGUAGACUGAUGCGAUCCAUGGAAAUUCUUCGGUCGGGAAAAGCUCAAUUUGCGAGGGGGUUUUCCCCCCUUGCAAAAUUAUAUUUCUUCUGGGAGAAUUCUAAACCCUCAAUCCGUUCAUUUCUGGUUUACAAACUGACCCACUAUAGUCACGUUGUGUUAUUUUAAUUGAUAUAGUUGAGGACUGUAUAUGUAGGGCAUUAUCUGUAAAUAUCUCCCAUCUCCUAUCAGUGUCCUCACUAACUUGCAACCGCUUUAUGGUUUUGAUAGGUCUACGAUAAUGGUCCACUGCAGGUGCUUCAAAUGUGUUAACUUCAUCUUUCCUGUGUCACUUCACACACUUUUUUCACCCAAAGUAAUGAAGUCUUUUCUCUUACUGCUGCCAUCCACUGUUAAAGCCUUGCUCCUGUGAGCCCAGAUAAGCUCGUCACAUCUGCAAAAAAAAUUGGCUCAGAAGGAAAAUCCCCUUUCCACAAAAUAAGGCUUAAGGGUUUGCAGUCGCAUGGUUUCUUUAUCAGGCCAUGCCUGAAUUCAAAGAUGUGUGAGCACUGCUCCAAUAAACUCAACCGCUAAACGGCGAGGCCUCUACCCAUUCCCGCCAUACAGUCUGUAACAAGCACCCGGCUAUCCGUCUAGACCGGAAUUUAAAACCCAACGCGUGUAACGGAAGAGCAGAGAUGAAUGGGACUGCGGGCUGGAUUUGAGAUCCAGACCGAACAUACGGUACACUCGCCCAGUGAGAUGCAGACCGCACACACGGUACAGUCGAAGAGAGAGAUGCAAACCGAAUAUACGGUAUACUCGACCAGAGAGAUGCAGACCGAACAUACGGUACAAUUGACCAGAGAGAUGCAGACAGCACACAUGGUACAGUCGAACAGAGAUGCAGACCGAACAUACGGUACAAUUGACCAGAGAGAUGCAGACAGCACACAUGGUACAGUCGAACAGAGAGCUGCAAACCGAACAUGCGGUACAAUUGACCAGAGAGAUGCAGACCGCACAUACCGUACGCUCGGCCGGAGAUCCAGGCUCAGCCAGAGGUGGAGAGUACCGUGUAUGUGUCCGGAACACCAAGCGAUUUGAAUCAUGCAUGACGAAAUGGUUCUCCAAGUGUGGCAUGCUAUUCUGUGUGAGGGGAAUUGUCAAUAGACUAGUGAAUCCUCACUUUGGGUGAAAGAAGCUUUGGUGUCAGUACGGGCAGGCAUUGAGUCUGAGAAAGAUCUAAAGCACUGUUCUUGGAAAUUGAAUUUAUGUCGUACGGUAUAUAGUUUACUAGAGGGUACUAAAAAAAACUAUUUUUAACCCUGUGCACAACUAUGAUGAUAUACUUUCAGUUCCCUUCUUUUCAGUUAUUUCUGUGCCGUUUAUGUGGUUGGACUUUUUUUAAAUAAGAAUCGAUAUUUUUUUUUAAAGAUUGUGUUAUGAAAGGCUAUCAGGAUUUACCUGCAUUUCCACAUUCCUUUUAUUGGGUCCAAGUCCAGGAAACGCAAUCUUUGGAUAUUGUUUUAAUGUAAUUUUUUUUUUUUAUAUGUGACAUAGGAAGGUUUUCCCCUGUAUAUACUAUAUCUGCUGUAAGAGUAGUCGUGUGAGCAAAGAUUAUGGAUGAAAUUACCAAGACCUUGUUUCCUCGAGUGUAGUGCACAAAGCUGAAGCUUGUACUGACAGUAUGUUGCAUCAUUUCGUUCUGCGCUGUGCAGCAACUGUGCUACACUUCCUCUUGUGAUCACCAGGUGGCACAAGAAAACAAAUGCAAUGAUUAGGUAUUCACAGAAAUAAGUGUAAUUGGAACCUUUGUAAAAACCAAUGCUUUCAAGCUCACUAUUUAUUACGUUUGUGCUUUUAAAGAACACUGAUUUAAUCGUGUAAAAUUUCAUAAAAGUGUAAAAAGAAAUGGACACUGGUGUUUCAGAUGCACGAUUUUUUGAAAACUGCAAGAAUGUGGAAAAAUCUUAAAUGCAGUUGUGAAUAAGGGAUCUUACUGCACAAAAUACAAAAGGUUCACCAUUAAGGUUAGUGCUGGACUGAGUCAUUAUUCAUUCGACCCUUCUAUCUCACAGCAACAUGUCAGUGCUCUGGUAAUGCUGUAUACCAAGAGAAGAUUUGCAUAUGACUGGGAAGGUACAACUGAUCUGGUAUUCUUGAAAGAAGAGAAUAUGCAAAUAAAGAUGGAUUUUAUAUGGAUCUCCUCCCCUCCUCAGCAUAAAGUACAUGUAAUUUGUGUGAUGUCAUUCCUUUCACUUUUUCAGUUUGUGUCUGAGGGGCUGCUAAUGGCUCUUCUGUGUGUAGUGACCUAAAAAACAAAAACAACAAACAAAAAAAUGCUUGUGCACAUUGAGUGUCAAAGGUACGCUGUUACAGACACCUUACAAAUCUACUUACCUUCACAAUUACUAAUGUACUUUGGGAAGAAAUAAGUCUUAGUUUACCAUUUACUGACUGUUCAAGUUGAGCAGAGAAAUCUGAAGGGUUUUUACUCUGGUAUGUGCUGGCUCUUGUAAUGUGAUGAAUGAGUGCUGUGUCGAAUAGAAAUGAAAAUAUAAGCAUAAAGACGUUAACAUGCCACACUCCUACAUGCUCGACUAAUGUCUUUUUCAAUGCACAAUUUUUACUGUUGUAUGUUUUUCCACAUAGUAGUAUAUAUCUAUGAAAGGAAUAAUGAUAAUAGAGAAUGAAGGUAAUUUGAGGGAAUAAGAGUAACUUUAUUAUUGAUAGGCUGUACAAAUUCAAUCGUGUAGAGCAGGCUCUGCAGGGAGCACUGAGACACAAGUUUUGUUUUCGUUUUGUUUUUUUAAAUAUUUUUUUCCUCUGUUAAUAUCACUGUAAAUAAUGAUUUAAUAAGGCCAACUUGUAGCUACUUAACCUGUUUAUUAAGAGAAAGUGGAAACUUCCUACAGACGGUGAUGUAAUAAAAUGUUCUGAAAAUGAAA
Conger conger (European conger) is the source of this 10963-nucleotide messenger RNA. RefSeq names its product plexin b1b (gene plxnb1b). The record is from RefSeq and is a predicted model, not a curated record. Gene Ontology annotation, biological process: regulation of cell migration; positive regulation of axonogenesis; semaphorin-plexin signaling pathway involved in axon guidance. Gene Ontology annotation, molecular function: semaphorin receptor activity; protein binding. The coding region runs from base 643 to 7419 and encodes 2258 amino acids. NCBI's taxonomy places the organism in Eukaryota, Metazoa, Chordata, Actinopteri, Anguilliformes, Congridae. Gene Ontology annotation, cellular component: semaphorin receptor complex. The transcript is spliced from 40 exons.